Molecule: messenger RNA, 6083 nt
Organism: Marchantia polymorpha subsp. ruderalis
Lineage: Eukaryota; Viridiplantae; Streptophyta; Marchantiopsida; Marchantiales; Marchantiaceae
Source: the annotation of a GenBank genome assembly
GAAGAUGGCGUAGGAGGAGCUCGAGCUGCGCCUAUCUGUCUGUUUGUCUGUCUGUGUGUCUGUCUGUCGAGCGAUAGCGGAAGAGUCAGGAGCUUCUCGUGACUCGUGAGCCGCAACGACGCCAACUAAUCCUGAAUCGUCGUUCGGUCGUUCGUCCGCGCGAGCGAGAACGGGAAUAAUGACCAGAACCUUUCCGCGCUUCGUUUUAGGGUUAGAGGAGGUCCCGCACUGCGCUGCUUCUCUGGUUCGCUCUGUCAGAACCAUCUCCCCGUUCUCGAGUGCACUCGCUGCAGCAGCUGCAGGCGACGGAGGGCGGAGCGACAGCCGAGGAGAGGGAGAGGGAGAGAGUCGGGGGCUCGACGGAUCCGCGGAGUGUCGUGAUUGAGCGAGGAGGAGGAGGAGGAGGACGAGGUCAAGCCGAGGGUGGCGACGGAGAGCGAGAUGUUGGAGCUUCAUCUCUCCGGGAAGAUCGAGCGAGGGGCGGUCGCAGCAGACGGCGGAAGCUGAGCAGGGUCGCAGGCUCGGUCUGUGUCGGAACGGAGAAAAUUCUGUCUGCUGGUUUCGGAGAAGUCGAAAAUUAAACGGGUUGCGAUGCAGGAAGGCUCGAGAGGCAGUCCUGAUGUCACUCGAUAUGAUUCGGAAGAUCGCGCCGGGAUCAAGGAGCUGGAGCCUGGGGCUCCUGUCAAGUUUUCCUUCACGGCCUCCAAACCAAAAUUUUCCGCUUCUCGACCCCCGCUGUUUCCCAAAGGGAAGCAGCGGAGUUCAGAUGACGAAAGUAAGGACAUGGAGUAUGUGACAGGGUUCGAUCAGCAGGGAAUUGUGGCGAAGGAUCCCAAGGGCCGGUUAGGCGUGAGAGUGAUUCCCAAGCUGGAGAACUCGUACAGGCGGCCCGAGAAGCGAAUGAAGAAUAUCAUGAUGGAGACAGAUGUCAUGGACAGCACGGAUGUCCGGUUUGAGAAGGAGCUGGAUACUGUCCUGGCCGGAGCCAUCUCCGGAGCUCAGUACGGUUUGACAAUUGGGGUCAAGAAGAUGGAGACAGUCGAAAUGACGACCACCGUCUCGACUGAGAAGGAUCCAAACGGGCAACGUACAACGGAAACGACAGUGGCAGAGGACUACAUGGAGCACACUACUCUGUCCUUCUCGCAGAUAGAGGAGCAACGGCUGAAGAAAGACCUUACCCUCCUCCCCGAUGAAGCGGAUUUGGACGCCUACGAGGAGAUGCCCGUGGAGGACUUCGGGGAAGCCAUGUUGAGAGGGAUGGGUUGGGAGAAAGGUAAGCCCAUCGGACGAAAUUCCAAGGACGUAAUUGUCCCCGUCGAGUAUGUAAGGCGAUCGGGAAGGACAGGUCUUGGAGCAGACUCUGCUCCCAAGGAAGUUAGCUCGAAAAAGUAUAUUAAGCCGGGUGAGAGCAGGUCGGCUGCCCCUGAGCUCGUGGCAGCUUUGGGCCCGGAUGGGCGAACCCGGAAUGUUAUUUCUGUAGAUGAAAAGCUUGUAGAGAGAAUUAGAAAGGGUGUUGCCAGGGGUAAAGUCAUGUCGAUCAUAUCAGGGAGGCAUCUUGGUUUGAGGGGAGAAGUUCUCGACGUUUUGGACUCAGAGCGAGUAUCGGUGAAGCUUGUGAAGAGUGCAGAGAAGGUUGUGGUAAGCGCAGCAGAAUUAGCAGAUAUUGGGUCCCUAGAGGAAGAGAAGGUGUUGAAGCAGAUCAGGCAGCUGAAGAUUGGAAAUGGUGAAGCCUCGCAAGACAGCUCUAUUCGUGACGAUAGCCCUCCAGACAGAAGGGAAGAUAAAAAGCACGAGAGAAAUGAGGAUAGAAGAGAGAGAGUUACGAGACGGGAUGAUGGAUCUAAAGCUCACUACAGGCGGGAGGAGGAGGAGCGAGUAAGGUCAAGGAGGGAUAGUCGAAGGGACGAGAGAGGAGAGUACGAGGAACCGAAAAGGUCCAGCAGAGAGGGUAGAAAAGACUCGAAGAGAGAUGAAUCUGAUCGAGCAGGAGAUGAGAUGGAAGUUGACGAUGAGGGAAGGAAUAGGCGAAGUGAAGAUAGAAGAAAGCCAUCUCGAUAUCACAAGCGUGACGACAGAAGGGACGACGGAAGGAGGGAAAGUAGGAAGGAUGGGAGAAGAGACGACGAGAGGAGUCAGCCCAGAAGCUACCGUGAGAGGGGUGAUGUUUCGGAGCGGGAGAGAGCUGGAAGAGAUAGGAGAGAUGCUUCCCAUAUAUCACAAGAUAGAGCUGAGAAAGACCGGAGCAACUCCGGAGACAGAGACUUGUCAGGAGUAGCUAGUGGAGGACGCAUCACAGAGCCGUGGCUGAUGAGCCAGAUACGAGUGAGGGUCAUCAGCAAGACUUUGAAGGGAGGAAAGCUGUACUUAAAAAAAGCUAGAAUAGUUGAUGUUGUCAGCCCAAGAGAAUGUGAUAUACUCAUGGAUGAGAGUGGAGAAAUGCUACAGCAGGUGAAACAAGAACAAUUGGAGACAGCACUGCCUAAGAAAGGUGGUCGCAUAGUGGUCGUAGGUGGAACAGAAUAUCGAGGCAAGAUGGGUAAGCUUCUUGAACGAGGAUCCGAAAAAGGUUUGGUACAGAUGGAAGAGAAUUUCAAGGUUGAGACCAUGGAUUUAGAUCUUCUGGCAGAAUUUGUCGGUGAUCCAAGCGAGUUGGACGAUUGAAGGAGCAGACGAGUUCUCAUCUUCGGGAUCUGUUUCUUGGAACCGGCUGAAACGUCGUGCACAUGCAGUGUCUUCUCUUCAGUUGUCUGAUGGGCACGUUAGUGCCACAGCCAACCGAAAUGCUGGUGAAACUAUUCCAGUAUUUGAGGAUAGAGAUGUACUGCCUGAGUCGAUGGAAGCUAUACUUCUGCUAGUUAAGGGAGUGGUAUGAAUACGAAGAAUUGCUGACUUCUGGAUAUGGGAGUGCAGUCAUGCCUUUGAGUAUGUAGGGGCCGCCAUCUCCUUGGCCAAGCGUGUUCAACAGAUCCAUCAAGAUACUCCCCUGGGCAUCCAAUGAAGGUGAAGAUACUUGACUGAAUGCUCUAUACUGAGACAUGCUGCUUAUCAAAAUAAUGUCGCAAGGCCUUCCCAGAAAUAAACUAUCUGUAGGAUCUAGGUCUUGUACAACGGUCGAUGUAGAAUGGAUUUUAUCUUCUCUAACCUAGUUGUUUCAGUAAUCUACUUUGAGUACAACACUGCGGAACUAUGAGGUUCGCUAGAUAUUGGUGGAAUACUUAGAACUCGAGAGGCUUUAGUCUCAAGCAGUUAUAUUUGAUCCAUUAUUGAUCUAUUUUCGGUCAGUUCCAUCGGGAAAUUUUUUUGGUUUCGUAUUUCUUGUUUGUAUCGCUCUAUUCCUCUCUGUUUGCGUUCAUACAUUCUGUAUAGACCUUUCACUUGCAUGUCACAUGAGGAUACUUGCUGUACAUGACCUCAAUGCAAAUCAUCUUCUUGGUGGAGAUGCUACUUUCCGUAGAGCCUGAGUUGGUCGUUUUAGGCAAAAGGAUACAUUAGUGUAAUCGGUAGUAAUGAACUGCCGUACAGGGCGAAUUAUUUGGCAGCAAUCAAUAUGAUAUAAUCAAGGUAUGAUUUGUAUGAUCAAAUUAUAGAAUCUAAAGUGCAAGAGUUGUAUCUUUUCUAACUCACUUGCUCCUUCUUUUAUAAUCCCAAUGUUUUCUUUAGUCGUCUCCAGGCUGACUAGCAAUUAUUGUUCUCUAUUACAUCUUUGUAGGUCAAUAAUUGCAAUCGCAGAUGUCUGAUAAACGUAAGUUCGUGAUAUAGUUAUUGAGGGUUUUUCCAGCUUUAUCCUUCUGCCAUCGUCGCUGGCAGGCAUUUUCUUACGCCUUCAUCACGUACAUAACGUGUAAGGGAUGUGUAUAAUUGUAGCCCUCAUCUCGUGUUUUCUCCUCCUAUCACGUACGUGUAUAGUACAGUCGUAAUCGGAUGCUUCUUCUUCCCCGCUGGCAUCCAGCACAGUUAGUACCUCCCAGAAGGAGCGGGGAAUGUAUUUUGUCAGGAAAUGACAAGCAAACAGUAAUGAGUAGUCGCCAUCGCUCUUCAACUCGUACAUCACGCGUCUACUUUCACUUUAUGGAACAUUGGUUCGAAUGAUCUAUACUCACAAUUUGGUCCUCAGAUAAGUCUGUGUAUAUCUCUGCUUCUGUAAGUAACGCUAAGAUUUGUUUGAACCUAAUACCUAUGGUGAAGUCUGACAAUUCAAAGCUUCAUAGGUCAACACCCUGGUGCAGCCGUGUUAAUUACCUUCCGAGCAGGAAUUGGGGUUGGGGGUAGUAAAUGGGCUCUAUAGAGCCCAUCUCACUAGAAUCUGUGAACUUGAAGUAUUUCUAUAUAGGUAGUUGUCAGACGAAGCUUCAAGAAUUUGGCCGUUUUUCAGGGGUUUUUCUCCUAGCCAACUUUAUCCACUUAUGAAAUUGACAGGCACUGUUGCCAAACUGCCCUGUGGCUCUUAUGAGGUCAUGUGGAUUGGUGGUGCUAUGAUCCUUAACAUUGAGCUGUUGUUGUACGCUCCCGGACUCUUGGACUCAUCACUAUCAUAGUCUAUCCUGCAAGCAGAGCUAUACGGAAUUUCCUAUAUUGUCCCGGAAACCUUUAUAUUGUAGAUGAAUUUGCAGGUGCUAUUAUUGGUUUUUAUUUGGUACUUGUCUCUCUGAACCUUUUUUUUCUCUCCUUUUGUUUGGAAGUGGUGUUUUCGAACUUUUAAUUUUUUUAAUACGAGGAAUUGCAACUUACAUGUAGACUCUGACAUUCGCCAGCUGUGAUUCAGAUCGGUUUAUAAUUGAGCCUGGUUUUCUCUUAUAUUCAGUUGCACAUGCUUAGUUUUGUUCUGACCUCUAUAUUGUCUGUAGUAUAUUACGUGUUACAUCCGACCUAGUUUUGCUCAGCUAAAAGUUCAGUAUCCUGUUCAGUUCACACCAUGUGAAAUGUCAAAGGACAUAUGAGUUCAAUGGUCUUCCUUUUUUACAUCUUCUCUUCUUUGCUCUUUAUUAUUCUGCAUGUUCUCUUUUGCUGUCUCUUUUGCUUUGGGUUCAAUAAAUUCUAUCAUCAUAGCAGUUCAGACUCGUUGCUUUUGUUUUUUCUUUUGUUUUUGCUUGCUUAUUGUUCCUAUUCUUCCAUUCACCAAAUCGACUAAUCUUUCUAUUGCGGACUUAUCACACAAUUUCCAACGAAAGCUGCCGAAGUUAUGUUUUAUAUGUUAGGUUGCUACUUUUAAUAGUUUCCAAAGCAAUUUAUUCAAUACCACUUGAAACUUCUUAUCUUAGAGGUAUGUAUCAUAUCGGGACGGUUAUCUUUUUUUGGGCUCGAGCCGCUGAAAGCUUAUGUCAUUUUGAACUUAACCUUGGAAUUUAACUGUAGGAAAUGUGAGUUAAUUGAAGACGGAGGCAAUGUUUGCUGCGUGUGUGUAGAACGUUUUAAUGAGCAAAGGAAGUGAGUUUUGCGAGAUAUAUCUUUAGUGAAUGUGAAACAGUUCCACGAUGAACAGUUUUGGAUAAGCUUGCUGCGUUAAUUCGAGCAAUAUCUGUCCUCUAUGAAGAGGACUGCAUCAAAGGUGGAGUUAUGAGAUUGUACACACCACGAUAUUUAACUUCUAUUUCUACCUACCAGUUUUGUCUUGAGAUCAAAUCAGAAAACGUUGUAUCCAACAGAUUACGGAGAGAUGUCGAGGAAUUUCGAGUCCCGAAUGAAUCUCUUGAGUCUGUUAUCUUGUACAGAGUUUUUUUGGCUUAUCUGUAUUUGGAGUAUUGCCUCAAUCUCACUGAGAUUAGCAGCCAGCCCUUCGUGUCUCGUGUAUCAUGUCUGUAAUUUUACAUGCUGAUAGAAUGAAGCCGAAGUGAUCGUGGGUCCGAAAUCAGAUGAAGUGUUGAAUGUAUAUUGUAGCUCUAAUCAUGGAGGAAGGAGGAUUGGACUUAGUGACCACGGUACCUUUUUUUCUUGGUUGGAAUUGUUGACGUACAUUUGGAAUCAAACAGAUCAAGUAAUAAAUAACUCAUGUAGAUUCACAAUCUACUCACUGUAUAACAAUUCAGCUGACCUAUCUGUCCACAAAAAAAUGGAAUUAUAUUCAAUAGAGCAAUUUACUUCAG